This is a messenger RNA of Vigna unguiculata (cowpea), 1156 nucleotides long. RefSeq lists its product as uncharacterized. NCBI's taxonomy places the organism in Eukaryota, Viridiplantae, Streptophyta, Magnoliopsida, Fabales, Fabaceae. The record is from RefSeq and is a predicted model, not a curated record.
CUUCGCCUAAUCCCUUCUGUAUACAAGCUGUCACCCUUUCUUCUGUUUCUCUCUCUCUCUCUCUUCGCCAAUCCCAAAACCCAUUUCACUGAUCUCUUAUUCUGCAAACCAACUAACAAACAAUGUUCCCACAACCUUAAAACCUUCAAAAUCCACGCACCCAAAACCCUCAAUCCAGUUAUGCUGUUCUUCGCGCACCCUUUCUUCCUUCUUCUUCUGGCUCUCGUUUCGCCCGCAGCCUCGCUCAGCCGCCGGACCAAUGCCACCACCAUCUACGAGGUCCUCAGCGACUACGGGCUACCCAUGGGCCUCUUCCCAAAGGGCGUCAAGGACUUCGGCCUGGCCCAUGACGGCAGCUUCUGGGUCCACCUCGACGAGGCCUGCAACGCCAAGUUCGAGAACGAGCUGCAUUACGAGCGCAACGUCUCCGGCCACCUCAGCUGCGGCAUGAUCGACGCCCUCACGGGCCUCCAGGCCCAGGAUCUCUUCCUCUGGCUCGAAGUCAUGAGCAUCCGCGUCGACGUCCCCACCACCGGCCUCAUCUACUUCGACGUCGGCGCCGCCUUCAAGCGCUUCCCUCUCUCGCUCUUCGAAACGCCCCCGGAAUGCGUCGCCGUUCGCUCCAAACAACACCACGCGCCUUCCCAGGGGCAGAGUCAUUCCGGAAGGCUUGAGUUUAAGCUUGAUCAGGGGACCUCUGGAAGAGAUGUUUUAUAGAGUAUGGACCGUGCAGAAAAGGGUGAAUGGAGUUUUUCUGUAGCACGAUGAUCAUGGGUUCUCCAAUCAGAUUGUAUGCCUUCGGAGAGUAUAAAUUAAUAGGUCCACUGAUUGGACCUGUUGUGUUAUUUGUGUUAUCUCUUCAUAUAGUGCAGAGUUAGUGUUGUAGAAGCAAUCCGUAUCUUCGUAAUUUAUUGAUUCAUGGGUUCUUAUAAAGAGGAAAGCAAUUGAGAUAAAUAUCUUGAAUCCAUUUCUCGUUGAGAACAUAGAGGUGAUGGAACAUUUGUUGAUAUGGGUCCAGGUGAAAACUUGCGAAGAUUUUGUAUCAUGUCAAAUGUUAUUUGUAUCAUAAGAAUAUAAUACUGGGGGUGUUUAGUUGAAUCAAAUUUAUGAUAUUAAUUCAAAAUUAAUAGAUUCUUAUACACUUUUGAUAUGAAAA